UGCAAGUGAGAUAACCCUUCCUCACAUUGCAAAACCCACGGCUGCCAUCCCCCUUUCUUCCCUCUCCUUUUCUCUCACUCCCCUCCCUCACGGCUCACAAGAAACCAGCAGCCGCGCCCCACCGUGACCUCCACCAGCAGCACGGGCCACGUGUUUUUUUCUCCUCCAUAGGCAGCCACCGCAGCACAGCUCUCUUCUCCCUCCCCCACGCACAGUGACGGCAGCAGCAGCCUUGUUCCCAACCUGCUGCAGUGCCGCCAGCUUGCUGUCCCAUCGCCACCACCUUCCGAUUCUGCUGCAGCCGCGGCCUCCAACUGCUACCCCACCUGCUGCCGUGAAGGCUGCCGCCACCAGCAGCUACUGUCCAGCUGCGUGGCAUCCUCCAAAACCACCUAGUCUUCGCUCCUUUUCUAGUUCUCCCAUUUGAUAAAAUUGUCUCUGAGAUGGAGAAGGACAUAAUUGAGGAUGAUGACCCAUUUUUUAGACACGAAGGGAUGGCUGAAGACGCCCCACCAUAUCCCUCGGAGGUAGAGCUAGUACCAACGGAUGCUCCCACUAUCACUACUAGCGUUGGUUCUAAGAAGAGAAAAGGACGAGGUCCUACGAAAAGCCUCAAAGUUACAGAACCCAUGCACUUAGAAUACAAUGCAUUGGGUCAACCCUGUGGCAAAUGGCGUAGGCAAUAUGGAAAACAAAUCGGCAUAUGUAGUCGUAAGAUUUCCAUAUUGUACGCAUGGAACGAGGUUCCAGAGGAUUUGAAGAACUCUCUGUGGGAUGAUAUUGUGAAUCUUUUUCACAUUGAGAACAAUAAAGAAAAGAAAAAUGUAUUUCUUUCAGCUGUUGCUAAAAGAUUUAGAGAUUUCAAAUCCAAGCUUGUAACUGGCUGGAUCACCAAGAAACGUGCCCGUAAGACCAAGAAAGUCAAAACGGGAAACGAAGGUGGAGACCAAGCACCUUCAAAGAUGCCCUAUGAAAUAUGGGGUCAUAUAUCGAAGAAUGAAUGGGAAGAGUUUGUUGCCAAAAAAACAACUCCCACUGAAGUUGAAAAGCGUGGUAAAGCUUCUGAAUCAGCAAGCAAAAGGAAGUUUUACCAUCGCUUGGGCCCAAAAACGUACGAUGAGGUCCAAAAAGAGUGGGUGGAUGCGGGUUUAUACCCCAAUCAAGGUCCGACGACCUCAUCUACGGCUAACUCUGCAUUUGUGAAUACUCCUGCUGGAGAUCGGGUGCGAGAUUGGUAUUGCGGACUUCAUUCCCGAGAUUCAAGUGGUAAAUAUACCAUUACUGAUCCGGGAGCGAAGAAAGUUGCUGAUGCUGUGAUAGGCUGGAAGGAAAAAGAAGCAACGAGAGAGUUCACCCAUAGAGACAAUGUUGAUGCAUUACAUAUUGUCUUAGGGAAAGACCAAAAAAAGCGGGUAUUCGACAAAGGAGGGGUCCGAGUGGGAUUAAAGAAGGCAUUCGGCAAAGAGUGUGUCGCUACUCAAUCCAGAUGGUUGCUACCUGAAGAAGUAGCGACCCUCAGAAGGGAAAUUACGAAGGACAUACUCUACAAAUUUGCAUGCAUUUUGCAGAAGAUGGGAGCACCCAUUGUAGACUUGACAAAUAUGAUUGGCGAGGAUCAAUUCACUACCAAGAGUCCAAAAGGCUCUAAGAGAGAGACCGAUUCCUCAUCAAAGGCUGGUUCAAAUUCGAUGGGAACCAAUCCAAUUUUGACUGAUGCGGAGCUGAAAGAUCUCUCUCCAGAUUGCAAAUGGUUGCACACAUGUGCAUCUCGCAUGUGUGAGGAGAACCCAAUCAUGCUACCCCUGGAUAAGGACCAAUUCAGCUUUGCUGAAAACCCUUUUGUAAUUAUCGGUCCUAGAGAUAUUGGGCAAUUUUUAAGAGGAGAAAUGUUGAAUGUAGCUCUUAUCCAUGUCUACAUGAGUGCGGCUUAUGAAGAGCUAGAUUGUUGCGAACCUCCAAUAAAAAUUGGAUGGUUUUGUCCUGAAACGAUUGCGGGUAUUAGAUGUGUAAAUGUGCUAGAUGAUGUCAGAGCAUACAUUGAGCGUGCUUUGAAAAAUUCGCUUACAUCUAAACACACGUUCAUUCUGGCUCCAUAUGUGGAAGAUUUGCAUUGGAUACUUUUGGUCAUAUGUCCUUUGACUAAUAUCGUGCACGUCUUCGAUUCGUUACAUAAAGCUCAAAGCCCGCCUCGCAACACAAAAUUCAAAGCCUUGUUAAAUGCCACAAUGAAGAAAGUGCGUGUAGAAAUGGGAUCUAGAUCGAGAGACACAUAUCCGAAAUGGAAAACAGUAAAGUGCUUUCGACAACCUUCUAAUUCCGUUGAUUGCGGCUAUUACACUCUCAAAUACAUGGAUGAUAUCUUAAAAUCCGUGAAGGAGAUUGGAGUCGAAAACAUAGAUGCCGUUUUAUACGACAUUCCGAGGGAAACACGCCCUCUGAGAAGUGGAGAGAUGCGCGAAUUAAAAGACAAGAUUGCCGCGUAUCUUGCUAAUUUUUGUCCUUGAUAAAUUGUAAUUAGUAUAGAUUUUUUAGGACUUUAAUAUAUAUUAUUGUAUAUAUAUGUACGUACAUAUCAUAUUAUAUUAUCGAGAGUUUUUUAUUACAAAGAGAUCAUUGGUGAUUAUCAUUGGAUCAUUAUUGGAUUAUCAUUGUUAUUACAUUGUA
Messenger RNA from Amaranthus tricolor (Joseph's coat), 2664 nucleotides. RefSeq lists its product as uncharacterized. Gene Ontology annotation, molecular function: cysteine-type peptidase activity. The coding region runs from base 444 to 2504 and encodes 686 amino acids. NCBI's taxonomy places the organism in Eukaryota, Viridiplantae, Streptophyta, Magnoliopsida, Caryophyllales, Amaranthaceae. The transcript has 11 exons. The record is from RefSeq and is a predicted model, not a curated record. Gene Ontology annotation, biological process: proteolysis.